Molecule: messenger RNA, 2040 nt
Organism: Knipowitschia caucasica
Lineage: Eukaryota; Metazoa; Chordata; Actinopteri; Gobiiformes; Gobiidae
Source: the annotation of a GenBank genome assembly
AUGGCCGCAUUCCAGACCGCCUACAACACAACAGCAGCCACGUCGGCAGGCCCAAGUGAUCCCAGCGUUAAAAUGUAUAUGAACCCACAUCCUCCCACCGUCAGUUUAGCAGGCUCAAGGAUGGAGAAAUCUGUCUUGGUGUCGGAGGGCCGCUUCCAAUUUGCCUUCCCUUCCCUCCUCGCCGGCUUCAUUGGCUUCCGCGCUGUGCCAGUCAAGUCGCCUCCUCUCCCAGCCCGAGUUGAACAGCAACAGCUCGGAAACAUCUGUCCGCCGCAGAGUGCCUCAGUCCCCGGUCCCUCCGACUGCUCACCUCGGCAAGAAAGACUGAGCGAGGAAGAGAACAAGCAGAAAAGAAACAUAGCGAGGGAGGGAUACAAGACAGAGUCCAGCUAUUCUGCAACAGUGGAGUUAAUCAAGUUGAUGCAUACGGCUACAGGUUAUGAGGACGGCAGAAUGGAGUUCCCAGACCACAGCAGACAUUUGCUCCAGUGUCUGAGCGAGCAGCGGCACCAGGGCUUCCUGUGCGACUCCACGGUGCUGGUGGGUGAUGCUCAGUUCCGUGCUCACCGUGCCGUGCUGGCCUCCUGCAGCAUGUACUUCCACCUCUUCUACAAGGAUCAGCUGGACAAAAGGGACGUGGUCCACCUCAACAGCGACAUUGUCACUGCACCUGCCUUCUCUCUGCUGCUGGAGUUCAUGUACGAGGGAAAACUGCAGUUCCAGAAACUGCCCGUAGAGGAUGUGCUGGCCGCCGCCAGUUACCUGCACAUGUACGACAUCGUCAAGGUGUGUAAGAAGCGGCUGAAGCAGAAGGCCACUGCUGAGGCAGACAGCACGCGCAAAGAGGACGAUGGCUCCAGCUGCUCUGACAAAGCAGACAGUCUAUCAGACGGCUCCACAGGCCGCCCAGCCACCGCUGACCUGCUGCACAGUGACGAAGAGGAAGAAGUGAAGACCAAGACAGCACCGCUGUGGCUUAGGCUGCCCUCCUCUGACAGACCUACCACCCCCGCCAUAGCCCCGGGCAGUCCUGCUAACGGAGAGACCGAGACCCAGAGCGCAGAGAGACUGGCGGAGCACAAACUGCUCUCUCCGGCUGGCAGCCCCAGCAGCUCCACUGGCUCUCUGUCCCGCAGGUCCCCACACUCUCUCAAUCCCCGUAGAGACCACCGGGGUCGCAGGGUGUCCAAUGAAAACUCAGACUGUGUCCUGGACCUGUCUGUCAAACCCAUAGGCAGCAACCACAGCAGCCACCAACCACCAUACUUCAGCGGGACCGCCACGCCAGACAGCCUACAAAGUCCACUGGCCGUCAGGGUCAAAGUGGAGAGAGGUGUAGCCUCAGACGAGGAUGAGGAGCUGGGAGCGGGGGAUUAUGACAUGGAGCACAGUGGACUCAAGGUGACGGCUCCCAGCACCAACGGGGGUCUGGCCCACCACCUGGUGGGGGGUCCACUGUCAGCCCAGAGGAGACUGGGUCUGGAGGCACACCUGUCAGCUCUGCGCGAGGCGUCACUGGCCUCAGAGCUGGAGCGAGAAAACAAGGCUGCGGCAGGUGCAGACGAUGAGGACUUGCUGGUUGGUGAAAACGAGCGUAGUCAGGCUGAGGCGGCGGCUAUGGACAGUGCAUUACUACCCUACGUGUCCAACAUGUUAUCGGCCACUCACACACAAAUCUUCAUGUGCCCUCUGUGUAACAAGGUGUUCCCGUCCCCACACAUCCUACAGCUCCACCUCAGCUCCCACUUCAGAGAACAGGAGGGCAUCCGCUCUAAACCGGCUGGAGAUGUGAACGUGCCCACCUGCACCAUCUGCAGUAAGACCUUCUCCUGCAUGUACACGCUGAAGCGCCAUGAGCGGACUCACUCUGGGGAGAAGCCCUACACUUGUACUACGUGUGGGAAGAGCUUCCAGUACUCUCACAAUCUGAGCCGGCACGCCGUAGUGCACACGCGGGAGAAGCCACACGCGUGUAAGUGGUGUGAGCGCCGCUUUACGCAGUCUGGGGACCUUUACCGGCACAUCCGGACUGGGCCAUAG